Fundulus heteroclitus (mummichog) is the source of this 5826-nucleotide messenger RNA. RefSeq names its product sprouty related EVH1 domain containing 3 (gene spred3). Gene Ontology annotation, cellular component: membrane. The coding region runs from base 236 to 1801 and encodes 521 amino acids. Gene Ontology annotation, biological process: negative regulation of MAPK cascade; multicellular organism development. The record is from RefSeq and is a predicted model, not a curated record. The transcript has 6 exons. Gene Ontology annotation, molecular function: protein kinase binding. NCBI's taxonomy places the organism in Eukaryota, Metazoa, Chordata, Actinopteri, Cyprinodontiformes, Fundulidae.
UGCUUCCAGCGGAAAAUGGCUGCUGCAACCUCAAGCCUAUCUUGAUACACCGAAACGACAUCAAGGUGGAGGGAGUGAGAGAGAGAGAGAGAGACGGAGGAAGAUUAGGAAAAUGAGAGCAGAUGGAGAGAGAAUGUGAAGCGAGCCCGAGUGUUUCCUGAAAGGAGGAAUAAAAAGAAGAGGGAGAGAGGAGAGCCUGGGGUGGGCUGCUGCAAGCGGCGGGCAACACCGAGCUAUGGAGGGCGAUGUGCGUGUUCGUGCCGUGGUGAUGACACGUGAUGACUCCAGUGGCGGUUGGGUGCCCCUCGGAGGUGGCGGCCUCAGUCAUGUGGUCAUAUGCAAGGGGCGGAGCCACGACGGCAGGGGGCGGAGAGAGUACAUCAUUCGCGGGGAGCGACUGCGUGACCGAGCACCAGUGCUGGAGUGUGCUGUCCAAAGAGGUCUGGUGUACAACAAGGUGAAUCCCAUCUUCCAUCACUGGAGAGUAGACGAUCGGAAGUUUGGCCUUACAUUCCAGAGUCCUGCCGAUGCCAUCUCCUUUGAAAAAGGGCUGCAGACUGUCCUAGACAAGCUUGACAGAGGCUCUGACUCGCCAUCGUCCUCCACGCCAGAAGAGGCGGACACUGAAGACGACGGUCAAGCUUCCCAUACAGGAAGCGAGUCGUCGUCCAACAGCAGAAAGGGGAUGCUUCCCAAACCUAUCACCAUAGUGACAAGCGAGUCCUCAUCCACCUGCUUCGUGCGGCCCGAAGAGUUCAGCUUUGGGUCCAGCCAUGCCGUCACCACUCACACACCUGCUCAGAUCCACACCAGGCCGGGACAGCACCAGCUCUCUCAAAUGACGACUGUGUUGAACCCCCCGGCGCCCCCGCCCCCACCACCUGCUCCGCCAACUCCUCCUGUGGGUCCCCCGGCCUCCUCCCCUCUGUCCCCCUUGUCGCCCACCAUUUCGCUGCUGGAGGAAGGGGAUCUCCGCUGCGUGGACCCUUGCAAAGAUCUGUGGGGUUCCCGGGGUUAUGAGGAUUACAGACGCGCGGGGGCCACCAGGACUAUGGUCGGGGGGCUGACGGGGGGAGUCGUGGUCGGUGGUGGAGGGAGUCUGCAGGACAAAUCGGAGCUGUGCGUGGUUCGCUUCGAGAAGGAGUUGGCAGGCGUGGGGACGGCUGGCUGUGAGGUGACGGUGACCCUGGACAGCAAAGCCUCCCAGCGCCUGUCGUCGUCGUCCCCCACCUGCAUGUCCAUGCCCAACGCUGUGUCAGGAGUGUCCUCGGAUUCCGGCUCACCCCAGGAGACGGGAAAAGGCUCGCCCUCUCCCUGCUGCAUCCACACCUCGCUGGCUGCGUCCCGGUCGCGGACUCGUAAGCGAGGGGGAGCCAGCGGCAGCGACCCGGGGGCCAUCUCGCCCGACGACGACAGCCCGUGCCCUCAGGCGUCGUCGUCGUGCUCAUCUCGCUGCGUGUACUGCCGCUCGGUUUUCAGCGCCUCAGAAAACGGGCGGGGCCGCUGCAGGGACGCCCCCGACCCGGCCCUGCACUGCCUCCGCCAGUGGACCUGUGUGUGGUGCGCAGAGAGCCUGCUCUACCACUGCAUGUCAGACUCUGAGGGGGAGUUUUGGGAGCCUUGUUCGUGCGAUGACUCUAUGGGGGGCCACCCGCAUCCCCUCUGCUGUGCCCGCUGGUUGGCCCUCCUGGCCCUGUCCCUCUUCGUGCCCUGCAUGUGCUGCUACCUGCCUCUGCGCGCCUGCCUGCGAUGUGGGGAGAGGUGCGGCUGCUGUGGGGGAAAGCACAAAGCGGUCCGGUGAGGCCAGGCUGAGGGGUGGGAGGGCUUCCCUGGACCGAGGGUUCUGGGCAUCAGCUGGGUGGAACAGGCGCUCUCAGCGGAACCAGACAUCCAACACGGUCCUCCAAAGCCCCACAGCCUUCCACUGAUUUCAGCUCUUUCUCCUUUCAACCGGGGGGGGGGGCCUUCCUCAAUGGUCCAAUGCCUGCUGCAGGUGCUCUGCACUCAGACCAGGCUCUUUGCGAGUCAUCUGGAGCCUUCGUAGUGGAUUUACUGGGGAGUGGCUGAUUUAGCUGUCAGCUGUCAAUGGCGUUAGCGAAGAAGGAGGGUUGGCAGAGGCAACAAUGGUGUGUACACUGUUUCCAAUGUCCGUUUGUUUUGGUUUUUUAUUUAGAAAGAAAAUCUUUAAAAAAAACAAACAACAACAACAACAAAAGAUGUUUAUAUAUAUGAUUGUUAUAAUUUUAAUUGGUAUAUUUUAUUAAAUGUAAAACACAUUGACGGAAUCCCCAAAUGGCACAUGAACACAAACACACCUUCACAUAUUCACAGACACAAAAGCUCUUUGGGGGGGUGGGGGGAGUUAUUCGUUUCAUGUUGAACAGACGUCACCCUUUACCUCUAAUUUUACCUCAGAUGUUACUCAAACCUGGGUUAGAGAAAGAAAAUAAAUAAAUAAAUAUGACAGAAGGCUGGGGGGGCGGGCGGCGGGGGUAAGGUUAAGAACGAGCAAGCACAAACGAGUGCAGUCUUGAUCAAAGCAUCUGAGAGCGCGAGCUUUGUCUUCUGGUUAAAGUGUGAGAAUUAUCAAACGCAAACAGCCAAUUAUUGUAAAGGGGCGCUGCAAUGACAACUACAAAGACUUACACGUCAUAUUCCGGGUCACAGUAGUCCCUAGAGACCGGACGUUUGUUUCUGGAACGCGUUUCAACAGAGUCGGCCCAACGCUGUAUGGGGCACUAAGCUGAGUUAGACCUGAGGGGGCCCACUUCCCGUUAAGCCCAUCGCCCACCGGCCACUACCGACAGUUUCUAUGCAGAUUCGGACGCUUAACUAGUUGUGCUAACCAUCAACCGUGGUAAUGAUCGGCGUGCACAAGCAGUCAAAACAAGAUCAAUAACAGAUCAGUAAAUACCAUCAGCAAUUUUCAAAGGAUUCCUUUCAUUGAGGGAAAAAAGCUGUUCAAAAAGGAAUAAUCUUCCCUUGUUAAAUUAUGAAUUUACUGUAAUUACCCACAUUAAUGUUGGAGUUUUAGGUUUCAUUUCUUUAGCCAAAAGCAGCCCUGAUUACUAGCAUACCUGUAGAAUCAGGAAAUCAGGUAAACAGAACCUGUCUGACAACACGGUGUAGGCUACGCCUCAACACAGCGACGAAUCUCUGUGAUUCCCUUUCAAAACGUGACACUCAUGUAGAAUAUAGCUCCGUUACAAACAGAGUGAUAUAUGUGAAGCUCGUGAGUCCGUGUUAUUUUAUUAUACCACUGAUGAAAACCCAAAAAAAUUCAGUUUAUAACACCAAUAAACAAUAAUUUAAAUGCAGAAAUGUCAGCCUAAUGAAACGUAUGACCAUGCACUGCACAGCGUCCGCAUUGGGAAUCCUUUUGCAUGAGUUAGUGCUUUAACGCAGGGUUGCACGGAGGUGAUCGGCUCUGCUGUGGUGUGGAGGAACCAACGUCGGCUUAAUAGCGGCCUUCAGCUCAUCUGCGUUAGUUGGGUGGGAUGUCUCUCAUCCUCUCUCUAUUAUUGGUUCUCUGCGGUGUUCAGGUCAGGUGAGUCUGCUGGCCAAUCAGGAAUCAGUGAUACCACUGUGAUUAAAGCAGGUAUUGGUACUUUUGGCAGUUGGAAAAUACAGUUACUAUUUUCAUAAAGCUACUCUGGAGAGGGAAGCAUCAAACGCUCAGACAAUUUCCCGCUAGGCGACCAAGACACGGUGGACCAACACCAGCAGAUGAAAUGACUCCAUAAUGUUCCCCAACCGUUGAAACCUCACAUAGGAUCUCGAGUAAAUUGGCUUCUGUGCCUCUCCGCUCAUCCUCUAGACUCUUAGACAUUGACUUUCAAAUGAAAUGCAAACUUUUGUCUAAGAAACGAGGAGUUUGGACCCUCUAGCCUCAGCCCAGCCCAGCCCUCUUCCUCCUCAGGCUAGCUAAGAUGUUUGUGACGUAGUUGCUGGUGUAAGGAUGGUUUAAUACAAGGAAUGUGACAAUUGCCGCCCAGGUCUCUGUGAGUUGACCCUUAAGGCUCCGACUCCAGCAGCAGCCCACGCAUGUAGAUCUCCCCACACUCCUAAAUGGGCUUUGCUUCACAAUCCUACCAAGGUUAUCAGUGUUACAUGUGCAGACUUUUUUCCUUCCACUGAACUUUCCAAUAAUAUGCUUGGAUACAGUUUGUUUGGCAGUUACCCGUUGUGUCAAUGAUUGUCUACUGGGCGCCUCUCAAGUCUAUUUGCUUCCCCAUAGCUGUGUAGAUCAUAACAUAAAUUAGUCAUAUGUGAUCAUUUCUAAUUUUCUAAACUGAGUUUUUGGUUUUCAUUAGCAGUGAGCCGUAUUUAUCAUGAAAGCAACAGAAAUGCUGCUUGAAAUGUGUCACUCUGUUUGUAAUGAAUCUAUUUCAGCUUUCUGAGUUUAAAUAUUGAAUUAUUGCACCAAGAUGCAUCUGUGAUGCAAUAAAAUCCAGAUGUUUUUCUUAAGAUGUAUAACUAGCACAUUUACCAGAUGUUAAAUAAAUGCACAUUUUAACAUUUACUUAAGAAUACAAUUUUAAUAAUCAAGCAAUCCCCAAAUCAUCUGAUCGAAUUAAAAACAAGCCAAUUCUCAAUAAAAAGGACAUUUUUAGAUACAUUUUUAGCCCGUGAACUGAAGUAAUCAGUAGGAGUGGCCUACUUUGCUUUUUCUUGGGUCGGCUCUGUGUUUCAAGGAGUAAACAGAAUUACUUUGCACAUAUUUCCCCCCCAUUUCGCUGUGACGUUUUGAGAUAUUACUCAUAAAAACCAUCUCAUCCCACUCCUGUACCCAAUGAAUCAGACAAGGUGCUUAAAACUGAGGCCUCUGAUUGAGUUUAUUCUACCUAACAGACACACAGUGACCCUACAAGAUCCAGAUUUAACGGAGAAAACACCAAAAACUUAAGUGCAAUGAACAGUGGAUGGGCAGAAUAUUCAUGUACCAGGUUUCCGGGUUGGGAAAGAGGAAUUUUACCGUGCUUAUUUUCAAGCUUUGAAACUCAACAGGAAGGGAGCUUCAAUGGUAAAAAGCAGCUGCAGCCUUUGGAAAACAAAAGGAGUCCUUCCCAUUGGAGGACGUUCAGUCAGCUUUUAGUUUACAGUAAAUUAAAAAAUAAACAAAUCAAACUAUGACAUACACAUAUUACAUUAAACAGCUGAAUGUUCUGGCUGUGCAACCAUAGGUGAAAAGAAUUGCAGUUUUGUGAUGAAUGGGACAUGUUUUCUGAUCAAGUAGAGGAAGAAUAUAUGGAAACAUGAACUAAAAACAUACUAAUCAGUGAACUGUCACACCUCCUCCUCUGGCUUUUCUGAAAUUUUAGAGGCUUUUCAUAAAGACAUAAAAUACUCUUUAUCAAUCAGGUUUAACGUUCCUACAUAGCAGCUCUUUUUUCAGCUUUCAGGAGGCUAUACCACCUGGUCAAGCAAUGCAGACACUCACUUAACAACAGACUCAUUCAAAGAAUUAGACUUUUUUUUUUUUUUUUUUACAAAUUCGAAUGUAUGAUGAUCCAAUCGCUUUCCCUUCCUCUGCUGGAUCAGAAGAAAUGUGCCAUUGAUUAAAAUUUUUUAUUUUAUUUACCGGUAGGUGUAUUUUUUUACAAAGCCAGAAUGUUCAGCUGUGAAAUAAAUUUGAUUUAUUUCAUGUCUGUGAUUUGUUUUACCUCUUUUGGACUAAAAAGCUGAGGUUUAACUCACGAUUUUUUAUCAUAAACUGUAUUUCAAAUCCCUGCUCCAACGUUGUAGCAGGGAUUUGAUACAAACUAGCCCCAUAGAUGGUAGAUUUCUAAGGCCUCACAUGACAAACUUCUGAUAGCUGAAGAUAAA